Molecule: messenger RNA, 3282 nt
Organism: Microplitis demolitor
Lineage: Eukaryota; Metazoa; Arthropoda; Insecta; Hymenoptera; Braconidae
Product: E3 SUMO-protein ligase ZBED1-like
Exons: 2
Coding region: 2571-3281 (236 amino acids)
Molecular function (GO): protein dimerization activity
Source: RefSeq, a predicted model, not a curated record
UAGCUUGGCUAAUUAGCCUAAGGCUUUACCGGUUAAUUCAAAUUAGCUAGGCUAAUUAGCUGAGAGUUUUACCGGUUAAAUGGUUAAUUUUUUUUUUUAUCUAUCCAUGAAAAAUAUAAGGUAGAGAUACCAUUUGUCACCACUGCUCCAUUUUCGGACACUUAACCCUUCAUUUUAAUUAAUGAAAAGUGUAAAAUAAAAUUUCUAUUUUAAUAGUGGGAUAAAAGUAUCUCUGAAGAAAUUAAAAAAAUUGAUUAUGGUAUUGCGUAUUUUACAAAAUAUUUUGUUUGAAUUUUUCAAGUGUCCAAAACUGGCCCUAAAUUGGCCAAAAAUGGUACUUUUACCCUUUAGAAAAAGUCAUAUUUAUUGAAUAUUAGACUGAAAAAGCUAUAAAAAAAUCUAUACUAUUAUUUAAAUUGCGCGCUCUACUUUCACCUACCACAAUGGGGACAUCAAAAAAAAAAAUAGUACGGGUUAUAGCCUAUAGGUGCAUGUUAAGCGCUCAUUAGUAUUUCUUUCUUAUUACAUAUAUUUAAAAUUUAAAACAAAUAUCGAGACUUGCCUACAUCAUAUAUAUCAAAGAGUUAUGUUAAAUUUAAUAUUUAAAAUGUCAUCUUACGUAUAGAAACAUUUCAUAUCAAUUACAAGUAAUUGUGCAAAGUGUAAAUAUUGCCCAGUUCAGUAUAAUCGAAAAAAAAAAAACGUCAUCCUUAAGGUACCACGUAAAUAAUAAAUAUCCUGACAAAUUUCAAUCAGUCAUUCCGAUUGACGAGUCAGAUUCUAAUUCAGAGUAAGUCAACUUUUUUUACCAAUUACUUUUAUGUUAACUUCGUUUAAACUUUUUUUUUAUAAUAAAAUAACAUAUCUUAUAACUAUAAUUUUAAUUUUAGUAAUUGUAAUUAAUUAAUUUAAAAUUCAUAUUUAGAGCCAACGAUGAGUCCGAUCCCGAAUCGUCUGAGGUACCGAAAAAACGUCAGAAAAUAUCUACGAAGAAAUAUUACUGCCGUGUUGUAAAUAUUUACUAGUAUUUCUUGCUUUUUUUUUUGAAUUAAUAUGAAAAAUAAAAUAUCAAAUAUGUGACGAGUUCUGUUAAUUAUUUAAUGCCAAUAUUAAUUAUAAAGUUUUAAAAUAUUUAUUUUUUUUCAGAACCCUAAAUCUGAAGCCAUCACCGGAUCAAUUGUAAAAAUGAUAGCAGUUGACAUGCUGCCGUUAUCAUUUGGCGAAGGUUCGGGAUUUUUGCAGUUUCUUCGAACUGUUUGCCCAGAUUAUACUAUGCCAAGUAAAACGGUUGUACAAAAUCGUUUACAAGGCAUUUAUGAUUCUGCGCGCAAUAAAAUUCUUACUUCUCUUAACCGUUUCCCAACUGUCGCUAUCACAACUGAUGCUUGGUCAUCACGUAGUAAUAUUCCGUUCAUCACAAUCACAGUACAUGCUAUUGAUAAUUCAUGGAAUUUACGUUCGUUUACGUUGGAUACUUUAGAAAUGUCAGAAUCACAUAAUGCGUCAAAUUUAUUUGACCAUUUAUAUAGAGCAUUGACAGAAUGGAAUCUGAAUGAAAAAUGUAUUAAUUAAUGUAACGGGACCGUUAGGUCCACCUCCGUUUGACGGGAGGCCGAUACCUCACCCUUUUGGGCAUACUCGCGCUGCGUAGCCCUAUUUGUAUAUUAUGACUCCACCAUUUAUUAUAAAAGCGAAAUAUGAGCAUAUGCUCACAUUAGCUUACCCAUUAGACAUGCAGUGCAUGUGGGUGCCUCACGCGCAGCCACCACGAGUCCGACCUCACAUGGACCCAAACACUCCUCCCAUCUCAGGUAAUAAAGAGACUCUGGUCGAAGUGGGGCUUGGAAUGAGUCCCCCGUGGUACCAGACUUCAGCUCUGGUUAACUGCUUGCGUAAGAUAAGUGGUGGGACACAAGUUCUCCCCAAUCCAUAUGGGUUACCUCCACUUAUAGUCACUAAGGAUUUAAGACAAGCCAAUAUAUACAUUCGCCAUCAUAUGUCACAUAGUGUUCACUUAUCUCCGAGCUUUUUGGGGAUGCCAUUAAUGUUUUAAGUCAUAAAAAUGGCGGCGAUAGUUCCACUCGGGGAAUGAAAAAUGUAUUGCUGUUGUUCAUGACAAUGCACCCAAUAUGGUUGCUGCAAUACGCAAUAAUUUCAGUGAGGAUAAUAACAUUGGGCAAAGUGUCCGCUGCUUUUGUCACACACUACAAUGUGCAGUUGAAAGAGCUUUAAAAGAAAAAAAUCUAAAUGUAUAUCUUCACAAAAUUUGUGCUAUUGUUGGUCAUUUUAAACAUUCUAAUAAAGCUACUUCAGCUCUUUCUAUUGCUCAGAAAAAAAAUAUCAUCUACCAAACCACCGAUUGAUCAGUUAUUGCACUACGCGUUGGAAUUCUGCAUAUGCCAUGAUCGAGCGUGCAUAAGAACAACGUCAGGCAAUCGAAUUUGUUCUACUAGAUUCUGAGUUGACGACUACAGAAAUGAAAAAAAAAAUAGCAUUUAAAAAAUAGCGAGUGGCAUUAUUUAGAAGCCGUAAUAAAGCUUUUAAAACCGUUUGAUAUUGCAACAAGAUUAAUGUCUGCCGAAUCUCAAUCUACGAUUUCAAUGGAACGACAAACCGUACAUUCUAUUUGCAACAAAUUUUUGCAACAUGACGAUGACGACCUUCUGAAUAUCCAGAUGCUAAAAGAUAUACUGAGAGAAGAACUGGAAAUUCGUUUUUUGAAUCAAGAACCUGUGACUGUGAGUGGCUUAGCAUGCUUCCUAGAUCCAAGAUGUAAAGACAUGGCUAACGAAACUCAACAUUAUCGUGAAGCUGUUAAAGAAGAGUUAUUGGAGCUAAUGAUAAAAGAAGACACUUGUGAUGAAAAAACUCAAUCAUUAAGCAAAAAUCAAAGAGCAGAAGAUUUGAAUUAUCUUUUCGGUCCAGAACGGGCUCUAUAUGACAGCUUUGAGAGAAUGUCGAGUUUUGAUGAUUCACCGAGAUAUUUAGCUAAAUGUCAAAAAGAGAUCGAUAGCUAUAAAAAAGAGCAAGUCAUUCUGAUAGAAGAUAAUCAUUUGCUUUGGUGGAAUUCGAAACGCCAUAAAUUUCCAUUACUGUCUAGAUUUGCAAGAAAAUAUUUGGCUAUUCCAGCAUCGAGUACGCCAUCAGAGAGAGUUUUUUCGACAGCAGGAAAUAUUAUAUCUGCUAAGCGAAGCUGUUUGCUGCCAGAAAAUGCCAAUUUACUAAUAUUUCUAUAUCAAAAUCGAGAUAUCAUUGACGAAUUUACUGAAUCACAAAGUUAAA